Molecule: messenger RNA, 3339 nt
Organism: Branchiostoma floridae (Florida lancelet)
Lineage: Eukaryota; Metazoa; Chordata; Leptocardii; Amphioxiformes; Branchiostomatidae
Product: ubiquitin-conjugating enzyme E2 Q1-like
Exons: 13
Coding region: 148-1296 (382 amino acids)
Biological process (GO): protein polyubiquitination
Cellular component (GO): nucleus
Molecular function (GO): ubiquitin conjugating enzyme activity
Source: RefSeq, a predicted model, not a curated record
GUGGGUACUGCGCAGACUCAGUAGCGUCCAGAGCCGCCAUCUUGCACCAGUAGGACCUGAGCUACUUUCUCCGUCCCGACAAAAUCUCCCAAAACUAUGCGUUUUUCUACCCACUGAGAACUUUUUCUGCCGCGCCAGAGGGCAUGCAUGAGAGAUAACAUGUCGUGCUUUCAGCAGCUGAGGCAAGAGUUACGGCAGUUGGAGGCUUUAUUUCCGAAGGACCAUGAAAGGUUCCGAGUCGAGUCGGCCUCCCUGGACGAAGUGACGUGCAUCUUUGUCAGCCCGAAUGACGAUACCUUCGUCAUUCAUUGUAAUAUUAACGAGAACUACCCGCAUUCCUCCCCCAUGUGGUUCUCAGAGUCAGAGGACCCGGUCGUGUCGGCCGCCAUAGAAAACCUGUCCAACGUGUCGGGAGCAGCCAACCUGCUGAUCCGGCUGAUGAAACAGCUGGCCACCUCCCUGUGUAACAUGUACAACGUGCCGGUACAUCCAGACAUCCUAAAACUGGACACACCCACAGAACAACAGAAUGGUGAGGAGUCAUCAGAAAGCGAGGAUGACGGGAUGGACAGUGACCUGAAUGAGGAUGUUGAUGAGGAGGAUCAUUUUGAGAUGGACGAGGUCACGUCCGAGAAAGACAAGAAGAAAGAAGAAGACGAAGACAUUGAGACAGAAAACCUGAUUGUGCUGGAGAGACUGAAAAUGAACCAGCGCAGGGACUACCUAAAGCAGGGGGCGGUGUCAGGGUCGGUCCAGGCCACAGACAGGCUCAUGAAGGAACUCAAAAAUGUCUUCAGGUCGGACAGCUUGAAAAGAGGAAUCUAUUCCGUUGAGCUGGUAAACGACAACCUGUACGACUGGAAUAUCAAGCUGCAAGGGGUGGACCCAGAUAGUGCCCUGUAUGCAGACCUAAUGGUACUCAAACAGAAGGAGGGAAGAGAUUUUAUCCUCCUGAACAUGACAUUCAAGGAGAACUUUCCGUUUGAUCCGCCUUUUGUCAGGAUUAUUGCUCCCAUUAUAAAUGGAGGGUAUGUCCUUGGAGGUGGUGCCAUCUGCAUGGAACUGCUGACUAAACAGGGCUGGAGUAGUGCAUACACAAUAGAAGCAGUCAUCAUGCAGAUUUCAGCCACACUCGUCAAGGGAAAAGCUAGGAUAAAUUUUAAUGCCAACAAGACACCAGCCGUACGUAAUCCACACAACCAGUAUAGCCUUGCCCGGGCCCAGCAAUCUUUCAAGUCACUAGUGCAGAUACAUGAAAAGAAUGGUUGGUUCACACCCCGCAAGGAGGAUGGUUAGUCCCACUAUGCAAGGUGCCGCCCCGUGUACAGAGCUCUCUGUCUCUCCCUUUCUCUUGCGCCUUCUCCACUCUCAACAACUGCAGCCGAUGGUACUCCGGAGCAGAGCCUUGUCUUCUUCUGCAACUCCAGCUACUCCAACUACCAGUACUCCGGAGGAGAGCACUCUCCACUCCCUACACCUCCAGCCACUACUCCUGGUACUCUAGAGAAGGAUAUUCCAGGGAUUUUCUGCAGGAAGACUCCAUCAACUCCUUAAGACUGUUUAUGGACUCCUUACAGCAGUGGAGAACUUCCAAACCCGGUGUCAUUCACUACCUGUGUAAGGAAUCAUCGUACGACUUUUUAGGGCAAGCUAGAGAUAGAUGUUGGCUGUUUUUUAUGGAAGGUAUAGUUUGGAUAUGAUGGCGUUUUGGUCAAGGUUUGUCUGAUGGAAGCACAAGGGUGUUGCUUACAUUCCUAUGUCAAGUGCAGUGACUCUUCAAUGGUCAGUAACUCUGUCUAACUGGGAUAGACUUCUGCUGGGGAAAGCUUUGGGGUUUUUUUCCUGUUAUUUUGUGCUAUAAUGUCUGACGUGCAUACUCCAUUACCACUGUCAUUGCUGAACUCUCCAGGAAGUCCAGGUACGGUGCUGUAAUUUACAAUGUUUGCAACAGCAAAUUGAGCAGGGCAGGGCAAAGACUUCUUCUUGCUGAGGUAUGUACUAACGGUCUAUGGCUGCAGGAAUUGGUUCACUGUCCACUGUGUGCCAAUGCUUUUCUUAGUAUUUCUGAAUCAAAGUCAAGUGUAAUUUACAGCACAAAAGAUUGGACGUACCCAAAUUUUUUUGCUGUCCAAUACCAGUCUGUCAAUAAAGGAAUGACAAAUCCACCGCUUCAAUGACAUCACGUUGUGCAGCUGGAACACGUGUCUGUGUGAGCAGUGGAUCAUACGUGUAGACUAGACAUAGACUUUCUGUAACUUAUGAUCCACUGCUCACCAAGUCACGUGUUCUAUCUGCAUAACAUGAUGUCAAAGAAGCAGCUGAUUCGUAAUUGCUUGAAAAGAUGGUUGGACAGUCGAAAAUAAAAGGGUAAGUCCAUUAUUUUUCAUGUCGGAAAUUACAGUUCAACUUUAUCUGGAGCGACUUCCACCAAGAGCACAGACAAAAUUUCAAGCUCGCCUUUUCUGAUUAUGUGGCACUGAAUACUGCACAUAUAUCACAACACAAACAACAGACACAGGAUGCUCAAAAAUAUUUAAGAUUCAGGAAGUCAAGAGAAAUUUGAGAAUGCUUGUUGAAACUUCUUUAAGCUUUAACCACAAGAGUCAAGGCCUUUGGAAGUACCAGAUUUCAGUCUCACAUUGAGAUACGGUGGAGAAGUUUUGAGACGUUCCCCCUGAGCAGAACUAUAGUGGUUUCUACGUGUCCUUAGUUAGAACACACGUCCCGUCUUAUUGGUGUCAUUUCCACAGCGUUGAGUGCCUUUGUGAAUUCAGUUGUUAAGGAGGGACCGUAUCUCACUGGGCUGUGGUAUCUUGGUGGUGUCUCUGUGUUCCAGAUCGAAUUUGUGUUGCCCUUCACUUAAUCAUGGGAGUAUCAUGCAAAACGUACUAAAAGGACAAUGACUUAAAGGUUAAUGACACAGCACACAACAAAGCGUAAAAGAAUCAUUUUUUAUGGACGGAAUUCGUUGAGCGCUCUGUCGAAUUGCUAGGCCACAGUGACACCACCAACGUACCACAGCAGUAAGAUAUUACCCCAUAAAUCCCCACUCACUGUGUUACGUGUAACUUUGAGGUGUUUCCAAGUGAUGGAUAGAUGUGACUGAGAAUGUUACUUUCUACAGGGUACUCGUAGUGUGAUUCUGGUGUCAACGAUACUAUUGAUAGGUAACAGGCAAAUUUGUAAGGUGGGGGGGGGGGGUGUCAUGAUCAUUAACUGUUGCUUGGGAUGCCUUUCCCAUAAUUUACCUGCAAUGUAGAAGUCAACGUAGAACUGUAAAAGUUCCAAAUUGAAUGUAGAUAAAAUCUUGAUGUUAAAAUCAUCAUUACCAUGUUUCUA